CCCCUCCGGGCAUAAAGGUAGAUAGAAAAAGACAAAAAUAAAAAUAAAUACAAAGCUUUCCAGCCACAUCCCCAGUAUCGGCAGCAACGUGUAACCAAUCUUCACUUUACUGGCUUCCUGGAAAGGUAUUUCCCAGACUCAGAAUUUGGAGAUGGGGUGGUUAGGGGAGGCGACAGUGGGAGUGGGCAAGGAAUGGAACCGAAUUCAAAAGCCGAGUUUGCAUAACAUACACUUGGCUUUGGUUUAUUUGGGGUGAUGGGGCUUGUGAGGUGCAACGUCUUGGGGUGGACGCUGCUUUGGCAGAGCAAGCCUGUUUUUUUUUUUAGAUUGUAUGAUGCAAAUCGGUAAAAUAACAUGUUGUAAAAAUCCUGAAUUUUAAAAUUUAUUAUCAUGCUUAUUUGGGCGGCUGUUGUAGUUGAUGGGGAGCUCAAGCUGCAAUCCCCCUUUACCAGAUCUCCCCGCCGCCUCCUCUGUCCGACUGCAGAGAUUUCAGCAAGCCCGGGAACCAUCCACAAGAGGAACCGAGCCAUUUUCUGGCUCGCUCGUCAGAGACGAAUCCACGGGGGGGUGUGGGGGGUGGAGGGAGCGGGGGGAUGGAGAAGGUAGUGGGAGGCCCCGACUCGCCGGGGAGUGGGUGCCCUGGGAGGGCGACCUAGGGCGUACCUCGAAGAGUUCUCCCCGAGGUGCAUGUGAUGGGGGAAUGGGUCAGGGGCUUGAGUGAAAAACGUUCUACCUCUUUUUAAAAAGAGGAGGGGGGAAGAACAGUCUAAAUUCUUUUGCAAACAUUCAUGCCUAAGGAAGGGCUGGAACAGGCAGCCCCGGCCGCCGGAACCGGUCGGACAGGUAGCGAGCUUGUUGACACCGUUAUGUUGCAGGGCGCAUGCUCACUCCCAAGUUUCCUGGUGCCUUUUCUAUUCCACCUUAUGAAACUUUUUCCCCGGCGUGGUCUCACCCGCGAUUUAAGGCAUAGGUGUCGCGGAGCCGGGAGGCCGGGAGUCGCCAGGCGAGCGGGGGAGAGGCCUGGCCGCACAUCGGUGGGGGUGGAGGGAGAGGGCAGGCGAGGCGGGAAGGUGGGCUCCGGCCGCGGGGAGCCGGGGACCGAGCCGCCGCCUCUAGCGGGAGCAGCUGGGAGGAGGGGGCCGCAGUCGGAGAGGGGACCCCGCCAUGCCCAAAGUCUUCCUGGUGAAGAGGAGGAGCCUGGGGGUCUCGGUCCGCAGCUGGGAUGAGCUCCCGGAUGAGAACCGGGCAGACACCUACAUCCCAGUGGACCGGGGCCGCCUGCACCACGACCCUCACGAGGACUGCCGCAGCGACGGCGGCAGCGGCAGCAGCAGCAGCAGCAGCGCGGGGGAGCCUGGAGGCGCCGAGAGCAGCUCGUCCCCGCACGCCCCCGAGCACGAAAUUCCCGAUCCCGGCGAAGCUGAGGGCCCCAAUGGACACCUGGCGGCGACGCAGCGCCCGGUUGCCAGGUCUAAAAUCAAGUUCACCACAGGCACGUGCGGUGACUCGGAGGCCCACAGCUGUGACCUGUGUGGCAAGGGCUUCCGCUUGCAGCGAAUGCUCAACCGUCACCUCAAGUGCCACAACCAGGUAAAGAGGCACCUGUGCACCUUCUGCGGCAAGGGCUUCAAUGACACCUUCGACCUGAAGAGACACGUCCGCACACACACAGGCAUUCGUCCCUACAAAUGUGAUGUCUGCAACAAAGCUUUCACCCAGCGCUGCUCCUUGGAGUCCCACCUGAAGAAAAUUCACGGGGUGCAGCAGCAGUACGCCUACAAGCAGCGCAGGGACAAGCUCUACGUCUGCGAGGACUGCGGCUACACAGGCCCCACCCAGGAGGACCUGUACCUGCACGUGAACAGCGCCCACCCGGGCAGCACGUUUCUCAAAAAGACAUCCAAAAAACUGGCGGCCCUUUUGCAGAGCAAGCUGAUGUCCACACACCAGGAGAAUACCAACCUGAGUGAGGAGGAGGAGGGGGAGGAGAAGAAGUGAGGAGAGGAUGGAGGGGAGGGAGACGCCAACACUGCACAGUGUACGCGGAGUUUUGGUUUUGAGGGUCCCCUGCCCCACUGGCUCUUCUUAAUGCCAAGUGUUCAGUUCAACCUCUCUGUCCUUUAGGGCCAUAGGCACAGUAGGGUCUGUUCUGAGGUUGUCAAUUAAGGUAGUGAUGUCAGGUCCUGUAACACGUGUGCCAUCACACACAGUCACAUGCAUAUCACCAAAGUUUGUUUUCCACACUCCAGACAGCCAAGAUCACCCUACAGGAUUAUUUUUUUCUUUUCUGUUUUUUUUUUUUUAAGGAUUUUCACACUUGGAGGGAGAGGUAUUUAUUGGAGAGAUCAUUACGGUGCCUUGAAAUAAAAGUACUUCCACUUGAAAUGCUA
This is a messenger RNA of Nycticebus coucang (slow loris), 2390 nucleotides long. RefSeq names its product ovo like zinc finger 2 (gene OVOL2). Gene Ontology annotation, biological process: epidermal cell differentiation; regulation of transcription by RNA polymerase II. Lineage: Eukaryota; Metazoa; Chordata; Mammalia; Primates; Lorisidae. Gene Ontology annotation, molecular function: DNA-binding transcription factor activity, RNA polymerase II-specific; RNA polymerase II cis-regulatory region sequence-specific DNA binding. Gene Ontology annotation, cellular component: nucleus. The transcript has 4 exons. Bases 1165 to 1998 code for a protein of 277 amino acids. The record is from RefSeq and is a predicted model, not a curated record.